Arachis ipaensis is the source of this 486-nucleotide messenger RNA. NCBI's taxonomy places the organism in Eukaryota, Viridiplantae, Streptophyta, Magnoliopsida, Fabales, Fabaceae. The record is from RefSeq and is a predicted model, not a curated record.
AUGAGAGGAAAUCAUCAAGUUAGUAACUUUCCUAUGCACUCUACUGUUGGGAAUGAAAACAGGCUAAGACAGAAUGCUGGUAAGCAACCUCAGCAGAUCCAGGUAGGCCCGAUGUGUAAGAAGUGUGAAAAGGAUCACAUUGGUAGCCCUUGUUAUUUUAGAAUAAAAGUCUACUACAACUGUGGUGAACCGGGACAUAUAGUGAGUAAUUGUCCGAAGAAGCCGGUACAAGGAGUGGCUAGGACGCAACAGCAAAGAAGAGUAUUUAUAAUGACUCCUGAAGAUGCUGUCUAUUCAGACUCCCUGAUCCAAGGUCAGUGUUAUGUCAAGACUCGUUUCAUAACUGCAUUUUACAAUUCUGGUGCGUCGCAUUCUUUUAUUUCUUUAACUGUUGCGCGAGAGUUUGGAUUAGAUUUCUCCAAGUUGAAUUUUGAUUUGCUUGUUCAUACACCUACAUCCCAAAAUGUUCUGACUGGCCUAGUGUGA